AAUGGCAACCCACUCCAGUACUGGAAUUGCCUGGAAAAUCCCACGGAUGGAGAAGCCUGGUAGGGCACAGUCCAUGGGAUCGCAGAGUCGAACAUGACUGAGCAAUUUCACUGGUUCACUAGUCCCAUAAACAACAGAUGUUCGCUGAAUGGACGAAUGAUUAAACAAUAAAUCGCGACACUCCACGACAAGCGUACUUGGGAGAGGGGUCUGUAUGUAGAGGACGACACACUUUCCCUGCGAUGAUCUGUACGGGGCACGAACUCGGGAUCGUGAGCCUGGCCCAGAGGCCAUAAGAUUCCACAACGCCAGGCUUCCUACGCAGGUAUUUGACAGCGCCGGGGAAACCUAGAGACACGUUCUGAGCAUGCGUCGCCAUUUUGAGCUAUCUGCCACGCCCACCCGUUGACUCUAAGCUUCCAUUGGCUGCCCCGCUGAAGGCCCGCCUUCUUGAGGGAAAAGGACAUUCUGUGGGUCUAAAUAACCUUCCGUAACCAAUCACAAGCAGCGAUCUAAAGGUUUGUCCAAUGACAUCGGGCUUGGGUCAAGGCCCGCGGAGUUUAAUUUUCGUCCUGGGACGCGGAAGUAGCGGUCUUGUCUAAGUCGCAGGCUGAGUGUCGCACUGGAGGAAGGCCGAGUCUUCAUCCCGGUUACCCCGCCUGGGUGAGGGGCUUCAGGGACAAUUCCUGGGCCAGUGGAGGUGUUUCCGCCCGUGGCAGACAAGCCGGGGCGCGAGUGCGGGCACGUGUGGACCUCUAAGCGCUCCUGAAUCGGGACGAGAGCACGCCUGGCCUCGUCCUCUGCGGAUUCCGCCGCGAGGUUCCUUAAUGACUGCAGCUUAAAGUUCCCGCGGUUGCCAGGAGGCUGGGCUUCGGAGGAAGGUGAGCCAGGCGACGGCGCUCACCGAGCGGAGAGACCCCGAGGCGGCUUGGGGCCAAAGGGAGUGACGUAUCAAGAAACAAUGUUUCUUUGAAUUUGCUUCUGUAUUUGCCUCAUCAAUGUCAUUCAUAUUGAGUAUCUUACGAGAGAUGCUGGAAUAUUUUGGUGUUCCCAUAAACCAGGUUUUACACAUUUGGGAAAACAAAGACUAUGGAUCAGCUCGGAGUAUUGUUCGUAUCAUUGGGAAAUUUCUUCCUUUAGAACCUUGUCCCAGGCCUAAUUUUGAGCUGGUUCCGCUCUUGAACUCUAUGGACCCGGCUAACUGUGGAUCUGUAGUUCCGUCUUUUGCUGACGUUUGGUGUGUGGCACAUGAUGAGGAAGCCAGUUAUCUCAGAUUUCGAAAUACUACAUGGAAAAAUGAAGAAGAGGAGAAAAUUGCAUCUUUUCAUCCUUUGCAACUAGUUGAAGGUCCAUUGACACCUGCUUUAAGGCAUAACAAACCAAGAGAAAAUGAUUGGCCUGAAAGUGAAACUGCAAUUAAAAAGAUAGCUGCCCUUGAAGAUGAGCUAGCUUUUCUUCGCUCUCAGAUUGCCACAAUUGUGGGACGGCAAGAACUGGGGAACAGUACAAAAGCUGGUUUCUUGGACUUGAAUGACAGGCCUAGUGGUUUUGGACAAAAGCCAUCAUCAGGGGCUACUCAACUCAAUGUCAAAGAAGAUUCGUUUUCAAGUUCAGUGCUUCCUUCUUCUCUUCCUCCACCACCGCCUCCUCAGAUUUCUUCUGUACAGCCUCCAUGUUCUUCUCUCAAGAAAAUAGCAUCUAAUAAUAUUUGUGCAUCAGAUAAUUCAACAACUGAAGUGAAAAAUCUGCAACCAGAUGCUAGGAAGACCAAUUAUAGUCAUCAUUCAAAACACCAGAAAAAUGAAGAUAUUCCAAACAUGUUGGAUGUUCUAAAGGAUAUGAAUAAGGUUAAACUACGUGCUAUUGAAAGGUCUCCUGGAGGCAGACCCAUUCAUAAAAGGAAAAGAGAAGACUCACCUUGGGAUCCAGUGUCUCUAAUAUCCCAUGCACUUAAGCAGAAAUUUGCAUUCCAAGAAGAAGAUUCCUUUGAGAAAGAAGAUAAUUGUUGGGAGUCUUCUCCAUUUUCUAGUCCAGAAACUUCAAGGGUGCGCUUAUAAUUUUGGACCCCCGUCUCUCAAGUCAGAAGUAUGUUGAACUGAAGGAAGAACCUACAAACCCAGCAGGUGUAGACCAAGCCAUGAGCAACAGGGGCUGUGUCUACCCCUCGAAGGCAGGCCUGCAGAAGUAUACCGACAAGCCUCUCCCUGCCUGUGAAAGGAUUGCGACUCCUGUUAAUGAAUUUAAAUGUAGUCCGUACACUGGGGUAUGUUAUGCAAAGGUCAGAAGGAUGCUGACCUGUGUCUGGUUUUUAUAAGAUCCAACAGUUAACGGGCUACUGAUGAUAGUCAGGUAUAUGGAUCUUUUUCAUUUUUUCCCACAUAUGUUAAGUUUAUUAAAGCUGAAUAAAUACUUUGAAUGAUUUUCCUAAGAGCUAAAUAGUAAACGAUUUAAUGUUUCUCAUUUGAGAACGGUAAGACUUCAUUAUAAGGUAACAGAAAACAUUUAGUGGAUUAAGAAAGUAAUGCAAACUAAGUCUGUAUUGUACUACACAGCCGAUGACGGUACAUUUGGAUUUUUAAAAAAGAUUUCUUAAAUCAGUUAUGACUUGCUUAUUUAAGCGUCUUUGACUCUUUUAAAGAUUGGUAGUGAUGUGGUCUACCUGGCCUCCAACAACUUGGAGAUUUUCAAAGAAUAUAAACUUAUAAUUUUUUCACUAAGAGAGUCAUACUUUGGAUCAUAGAUUGAACCCUCCAAAACACUUGAGGUGAUAAAGAAUUAUUCUUAGAAGCUGAUUUUGAUUGUUAAAUGCUCAACUGUAGAAGUAUUUAAAGAAUCUUCCUGAUAAGUUUUGCCUACACUUGCUAUGUAAAUAUGUACACCUGUCAUUUUAUUUCCUUUGUUCUUUAUUGUGCUCUGUUCCUUUGUAAGUAAAUACACCUUUUUGAACUU
Messenger RNA from Cervus elaphus (red deer), 2949 nucleotides. RefSeq names its product mitochondrial fission regulator 2 (gene MTFR2). Lineage: Eukaryota; Metazoa; Chordata; Mammalia; Artiodactyla; Cervidae. The transcript is spliced from 8 exons. Gene Ontology annotation, biological process: aerobic respiration; mitochondrial fission. The record is from RefSeq and is a predicted model, not a curated record. The coding region runs from base 999 to 2057 and encodes 352 amino acids. Gene Ontology annotation, cellular component: mitochondrion.